Anguilla rostrata (American eel) is the source of this 1562-nucleotide messenger RNA. Its product is annotated as mRNA export factor-like. The transcript is spliced from 13 exons. Gene Ontology annotation, biological process: transcription-dependent tethering of RNA polymerase II gene DNA at nuclear periphery; RNA export from nucleus. Bases 173 to 1279 code for a protein of 368 amino acids. Gene Ontology annotation, molecular function: ubiquitin binding; RNA binding. The record is from RefSeq and is a predicted model, not a curated record. Lineage: Eukaryota; Metazoa; Chordata; Actinopteri; Anguilliformes; Anguillidae. Gene Ontology annotation, cellular component: nuclear pore.
UUGUGAAUAGCUGCAAUCCAGUUCCUACUGGUAACGUCAUAAAACUGCGUCAGCCACUCAAAGAAGUCAUUGCAUGGCCGCCGCUUUGACUGAUUUAUCCGCCGGUUGAAAUUAUCAAGCGGCAGUUCGGAGUUCUGUACUUUGGUUUUUGCAGCUAGCCACAACCAACAUCAUGAGUUUGUUUGGCACGAGUUCUGGGUUCGGGACUGCGGGGACCAGUGUAUUCGGCAACGCAACAACAGAUAAUCACAAUCCUAUGAAGGAUGUGGAGGUAACCUCCCCACCUGAUGACAGCAUCAGCUGUCUGGCCUUCAGCCCUCCUACCAUGCCAGGGAACUUCCUGAUUGGUGGAUCCUGGGCUAAUGAUGUUCGGUGUUGGGAAGUGCAGGACAGUGGGCAGACAGUGCCCAAGGCUCAGCAGACACACACAGGCCCAGUGCUGGACGUCUGCUGGAGUGAUGAUGGGAGCAAGGUUUUCACGGCCUCCUGCGACAAAACUGCCAAGAUGUGGGACCUUAACAGCAAUCAGGCCAUGCAGAUAGCGCAACACGAUGGCCCCAUUAGAACAGUCCACUGGAUAAAAGCCCCUAACUACAACUGUAUCAUGACAGGCAGCUGGGAUAAAACUCUGAAGUUUUGGGACACCCGCUCGCCCAAACCCGUGAUGUCCCUGCAGAUGCCAGAGAGAGCCUACUCUGCAGAUGUGGUGUACCCCAUGGCGGUAGUGGCCACAGCCGACCGAGGGCUAAUCAUUUACCAGCUGGAGAACCAGCCCUCCGAGUUCCGCAGGAUAGAGUCUCCUCUUAAGCACCAGCACCGCUGUGUGGCCAUAUUUAAAGACAAGCAGAGCAAGCCCACUGGAUUUGCCCUCGGAAGCAUCGAGGGGCGGGUGGCCAUUCACUACAUCAACCCUCCCAACCCAGCCAAAGAUAACUUCACCUUCAAGUGUCACAGGUCCAAUGGGACCAACACAGCCUCUCCACAGGACAUCUAUGCUGUGAAUGCCAUCUCUUUCCACCCCGUGCACGGGACUCUGGCCACUGUUGGGUCGGAUGGGCGCUUCAGCUUCUGGGACAAGGACGCCCGCACCAAGCUGAAGACCUCCGAGCAGCUGGACCAGCCCAUCACCGCCUGCUCCUUCAACAGCAACGGCAACAUCUUUGCCUAUGCCUCCAGCUACGACUGGUCAAAGGGACAUGAAUAUUACAACCCCCAGAAAAAGAACUACAUCUUCUUGCGAAGCGCAGCCGAAGAGCUGAAACCACGGAACAAGAAAUGAUUCUGCCAGCUGCGUAACAAGUUGAGGGUCCACACCCUGAAGACCUGCCUUAAUGUGUAUAUACAGGGAACACCUUUGGGCUCAUGUUUGAACCAGCAUUUGAACCAGCAACCAGAAUGGGGAAUUUCGCUGUUCAUAAAUGUAACAUUUUUUAAAUAUACUGCAGCUUGAGAAUUGGUGGGGGAUAUCAUUAUUAUUGGCAUGUUUUUAUCUUUCGUGGUGGUGUAGGCCACUACAUGUGAUGUGGGGAAAAAAAAUAAAAGCUAAUGUUUUCGUAAUCGAA